Molecule: messenger RNA, 633 nt
Organism: Malassezia pachydermatis
Lineage: Eukaryota; Fungi; Basidiomycota; Malasseziomycetes; Malasseziales; Malasseziaceae
Exons: 2
Coding region: 1-633 (210 amino acids)
Biological process (GO): protein import into nucleus
Cellular component (GO): cytosol; nucleus
Molecular function (GO): nuclear import signal receptor activity
Source: RefSeq, a predicted model, not a curated record
AUGUUUUCGUGUGUGGUGGCUGGGCGCUUGCCGCUGCCUCCGCCGCAGCAAAUUGACGAAACCCAUGCGGUGUUCCAGCUUGAUGCAGCUGACCAAAUCAAUCACAUCGUGGUCUUCAUGACGGGCGAGCAGCCUUUUCCAGAAGGGUACGGAGCUACUGUGCAUUUAAUGUGGCCCAAGGACCCAGGAUCGCAAGCCCCAUCCCAAUGGCAACUUCUGGGCUGCCUACAGAAUACAAAACCAUCUGCCAUUUUCCGGAUUCGUGAUCCGAAACGCGAGGCGGCCGCAGUGCCAGGUAUGACUCGCACAGCUACGUUGGGCAUUAGCAUUGAAGCAUUGGCAGAUGUGGAACGCCAAAUGCAGAGUUUGACAGGCAAUGCCCCCCCUGCUACAUCUACACCUAACCAAGCUUCCCAGUCGUUAGCUCUGGCUGCGAAAACUAGCCCAGAUUCGCUCUUGCAACAAGCCUCUGCGUUGGCUGCUCCGAUUGCGCAAAAUGUAUUUGACUACCUCUCUUCCUUUGCCCCAGACUCAGCGCCACAGGCUGUACCGCUUCUGCAGCGCUGGCUAGAGCAAUUCCAGCGCAAGUUGCAAUCGCAGGGCAUUGAAUAUAUACUCAAGUCUACCUCGUGA